Messenger RNA from Oncorhynchus keta (chum salmon), 10725 nucleotides. RefSeq lists its product as uncharacterized. Gene Ontology annotation, cellular component: aryl hydrocarbon receptor complex; nucleus. NCBI's taxonomy places the organism in Eukaryota, Metazoa, Chordata, Actinopteri, Salmoniformes, Salmonidae. The coding region runs from base 410 to 3556 and encodes 1048 amino acids. The transcript is spliced from 11 exons. Gene Ontology annotation, biological process: regulation of transcription by RNA polymerase II. Gene Ontology annotation, molecular function: transcription cis-regulatory region binding; protein dimerization activity; nuclear receptor activity. The record is from RefSeq and is a predicted model, not a curated record.
AGUGAAUUUACACCAAUAAUAUUCGGUGUGACACAGCUCUAUGUUACAGAGAUUUCAAUUGGUUGAAACCUCGUGCCGGAAAGAAAACCCUUUUAGGGUCUCGGGUCGAGCUUGCUUUGAGGAACAGACUGGACAAUUUUCACGUUUGAAGGACUGAAGUGGAGAUUUGGUGACUUUGGAGUGGACAAAUAGGAGUAGGACCACCGUCAGACCAACGUUUUAUCGACCGCAAAACAACAGAGCAGACAGCAAAGGGCGUUUGGACCAGCAGAAAGUAUGCGAACUUCUCUGUUCGCACUUGGAACUGUCGGCUACUUCAUGUGUGUUUUGCGUUUAAUGUUCGUUACGCGGAUAAACUGCGGAGGAAAACUUAAACUUGAUUGAUUUGUAUUUAUUUUGAAAAGUCACCAUGUUGGGGGAUGAGGGGAUCUAUGCGGCGAAGAAGAGGAAGAAACCCGUCCAGAAAAGUCUGAACCCUGCUCCAGGGGACGGUGUGGUGAUGACCAACCCGUCUAAACGUCACCGGGACCGUCUGAACGGGGAGCUGGACCGGCUGACUGGCCUUCUGCCCUUCUCCCAAGAGGUCAGGGGUCGGCUGGACAAACUGUCCGUCCUCCGGCUCAGUGUGGGAUACCUCAAGGUCAAGAGCUUCUUCCAUGCGACCCUCCAGAAGAAGAGUGAGUGUCCGGCCGCCCUCGUCAGUGGGAACGGGAGGAACGGAUGGACAUCCACUUCUAUAGACGGAGUCAGCCUCUCAGAGGGAAACCUACUGCUGCAGGCCCUGAAUGGUUUUGUCCUGGUGGUGACCACUGCUGGCUCCAUCUUCUACGCCUCUCCAACCAUCCAGGACUACCUGGGCUUCCACCAGUCUGAUGUGGUGCACCAGAGUGUGUACGACCUGAUCCACAUAGAUGACAGAGCCAUGUUCCGGUGUCAGCUUCACGUCGCUCUCAACCCCAACCAGAACGACUCAGAGGCCGCACCAGACGCCAGGCAAUCUUGCAGCAGGCCUCAUGGUGAGUCUAUGAGCUACCUGCCCCAGCACAUCCCUCCAGACAACAGCUUCUUCCUAGAGAGAAGCUUCUGCUGUCGCUUCCGCUGUCUGCUAGACAACACCUCCGGCUUCCUGGCGUUGAAGUUCCAGGGGCGUCUGAAGUAUGUGUGUGGUCAGGGGAGGCUGGCGGAUGACGGGGCCACGACCCCCGCUCAGCUGGCCCUCCUUGCCAUCGCUGCGCCCCUGCAGCCCCCGGCUGUCAUGGAGAUCAGGACCAAGACUCUCCUCUUCCAGACCAAACACAGACUGGACUUCGCCCCCAUGGGUAUAGACACCAGAGGUAAAGUGGUGCUGGGUUACUCUGAAACAGAGUUGGUCACUAGAGGCUCAGGUUACCAGUUCAUCCAUGCUGCUGACAUGAUGUACUGCGCAGACAACCACCUCAAAAUGAUAAAAACAGGAGAGACUGGUUUCACCAUUUUUAGGCUGCUGACUAAGGCAGGUGUGUGGGUGUGGGUUCAGGCCAACGCCAGGGUCGUCUUCAAGGCAGGGAGACCCGACUUCAUCGUCGUUCGACAGAAAGCCCUGACGAACCAGGAGGGCGAGGAGCACCUGCGUCAGCGGAGAAUAGAGCUUCCCUUCAACUUUGCCACUGGGGAGGCUCUGCUGUAUGAGUCCUGUUCCUCUCUGGAUACUGCCGUUAUGCCUCCAGGACCACCCAUCCCCCCAGGCCUCACUCCCCCAGGCUCUAGCCCUGAGGACAAGCACCUGGACCCUGCCUCUCUACUGGGGUCCCUACUCUGUCAAGACCGCUCUGUUUACACUCAGUCCCAGGACCCUAGCCUGGACCUCCAGGACCUUUCCCCGGACUUAGACCUAGCCUUCCCCCAGGACCAGGACCCAGGCCUGGAGAGAGCCUUCCUGGACAGCCACGCUCUGCUGAGUGUCCCCGGGGAGCUCCAGGGUCCCCAUAGGCCCAGAUUGGUAGACCCCACAGCCCAAACCAUGAUGGACUCUCUGGGGGAGAUCCUGGGGAAGAUGGGGGCGGAGGGCCUGGAGGGGCUGAGGUUGAAGGAGACAGAGCUGAGGGAGUGGGAGAGCACCCUCUUCAGGAUCAACAUGGAACAGCAGGAUGUGACGGGGAAGCUGGAUGAUAUCUUAGCCAAUGAUGUGUUCUCGUACGUGGAGGAGGCUCUGAUGAGGGAGAAUGAUGGUGGAUGUGUGAUAGGCAGCUUGAGACAGGCCACUGAGCCAAUAAACAGACUCCCUGCUCACAACACUGCCAAUCCGAACACACUGGGCAUGUUCCCUCACUCCCUGAGUUCCUUAUUGCCAGGCAACAAGGGCUUCAAUGGCGGGAACGGCUCACACAGUGAGAACCGAUGGCAGAUGGGUGGUCCACACAUGACCUCUAAACUCAACAGCUAUGAAGAGCAGAGGCUGCUGAAUAAUGGAGUUGUUAGUGGCGUGGCGCACGGGGUGGGGUGUAGUCCUGGGAUUGUUGGAGAGCCACACAGCGUUGUAAACACAAACAUACUACCCAAGGCUGCUCACACGUUUGCAGGGCAACGGACUCAAGGAAGUGGCGUCUAUCUCCAUGGCAACCGAACGGUCCCACAACCAUCCCAUAUUAACAACCAACCGGAGUCCUGGAUACCCUCCAUCCAAAAUAUUAUCCUUAAUACCCACAGCCCUGUUCCUCUCCCAAACUUCUACAAUAUUCUCCCUGAGGCCUUUGACCAAACCAUGCAGCCCAGCCUGGAGUUAUACCACUCUGGGACUGGAGAUGCAAAAAGGCAGUUCUCAGGGCAGCCCUGUCCGGGUCCUUCAUAUCAGGACCCAAGGCAGCCUUGGCAACAGCCACGGCAAAGUACACAAUGGCAACCUUGGCAGAUACCACAGUGUUUUCCAGCAAAGCCAGUAAAUGGACUCAGUCACACACACCCCAAACACACCACACACAUACCGUCCAAUAACGCAUCCAGAACUCAAACACUCACACCCUCCGGCAACUGUAUGUUUGAAAAAAAGCCUUCAAAUAUCAGUGGCCUUACACCUGCCCAAAACAGGUCACACGGACCCAUACCUGCCCCAACUCAGUCCAAUGGACCCAGACCCACUCCCAUUCUUUCCAAUGACUGUAGAAUCAGCUUCUCUACCCAAGCCCCCAAAUUCUUUGUGCCUUACCCUGAAGCAUCUCUAAUCCCAAAACCUUCUUACCCCCAAACCUCCAUUCCUAACCCAACCUACCCCACAGCCACCAUCCCUAACCCCAUCCCUGCCCUAUCCAAAGGGGCUCAGCCAGGGGAGGGCAUGGCAGCUCCCCCUGCCUGGUCUGGGGCUCCAUACCUGGGCAUGAAGCAUCUCCCAGGCCCCUUUCCCAGACGCCAGCUGGUUCCCCAGAGCUCCAGGGGGGAUGGCAGCUGUAAUAAUCCCAGUGAAGGGAGCUUGACGCUGGGUGAGAGGGGAUUGGAAGGCAGCCUUUUUUCUGGAUGUCCGAUGCCAGGAUUUCCUCCUGAGAACGGAUCUGUACAGUCAUCUUUAUUCUACACAGGUCCCUAGCAGUUCCAAACUGUGAUGCGGAUCCUUUUCUCUUCACUGGCCUGGCUAACAGAACCACCAACAUCUCCUAGACUCUAGAACUUAGAGGAAUACAACAAACCAUCUCCACCGUGGCACCAUCAACAUCUCCUGGAGGAAUACAACAAACCAUCUCCACUGUGGCACCAUCAACAUCUCCUGGAGGAAUACAACAAACCAUCUCCACUGUGGCACCACCAACAUCUCCUGGAGGAAUACAACAAACCAUCUCCACCGUGGCACCAGCAACAUCUCCUGGAGGAAUACAACAAACCAUCUCCACUGUGGCACCAUCAACAUCUCCUGGAGGAAUACAACAAACCAUCUCCACCGUGGCACCAUCAACAUCUCCUGGAGGAAUACAACAAACCAUCUCCACCGUGGCACCAUCAACAUCUCCUGGAGGAAUACAACAAACCAUCUCCACUGUGGCACCAGCAACAUCUCCUGGAGGAAUACAACAAACCAUCUCCACUGUGGCACCAUCAACAUCUCCUGGAGGAAUACAACAAACCAUCUCCACCGUGGCACCAGCAACAUCUCCUGGAGGAAUACAACAAACCAUCUCCACCGUGGCACCACCAACAUCUCCUGGAGGAAUACAACCAACCAUCUCCACCGUGGCACCAGCAACAUCUCCUGGAGGAAUACAACAAACCAUCUCCACCGUGGCACCACCAACAUCUCCUGGAGGAAUACAACAAACCAUCUCCACCGUGGCACCAGCAACAUCUCCUGGAGGAAUACAACAAACCAUCUCCCUCGUGGCACCAUCAACAUCUCCUGGAGGAAUACAACAAACCAUCUCCACCGUGGCACCACCAACAUCUCCUGGAGGAAUACAACAAACCAUCUCCACCGUGGCACCACCAACAUCUCCUGGAGGAAUACAACAAACCAUCUCCACCGUGGCACCACCAACAUCUCCUGGAGGAAUACAACAAACCCAUCUCCACCGUGGCACCAGCAACAUCUCCUGGAGGAAUACAACAAACCAUCUCCACUGUGGCACCACCAACAUCUCCUGGAGGAAUACAACAAACCAUCUCCACGUGGCACCAUCAACAUCUCCUGGAGGAAUACAACAAACCAUCUCCACCGUGGCACCACCAACAUCUCCUGGAGGAAUACAACAAACCAUCUCCACCGUGGCACCACCAACAUCUCCUGGAGGAAUACAACAAACCCAUCUCCACCGUGGCACCAGCAACAUCUCCUGGAGGAAUACAACUGUACAAAAAAUCUCACCUCUUUCGGAGACUGGUCCUUGGAGCUGGAUAAUAUGAUAUUUUGUUUGUUUCCAUUUCAAGAAACAAGAUGGGCGGUAGUGUUUUUGGAAGUUGCUCAAAUGCAGCUGUUUGUGUAUGAGUGAAUGUCCAUGUUGUUAUGGUAAGCAUAAAAAGGAGUGUACACUAUUUUUAUGCUUCGUCAUGUUUGUUUGUUUUGAACUUGUUUGAUGUCGUGCUGUUUUGGUCUUCAGAGAUCUUGUAUUGACAUUAUUGUUUCUGUUCAGGCUUUAGCUGUGAACACACACACACACACACACACACACACACACACACACACACACACACACACACACACACACACACACACAAAGGAAGGAAACAGUUAGCCUAGUCUAGCCUGAAGCCUAGUCACCCUUAGAUCUCCAGAGUUCCUCUGUGGAGGUGGGAGAACCUUCCAGAAGGACAAUCAUCUCUGCAGCACUCCACUAGUCAGGCCUUUAUGGUAGAGUAUCCAGGCAGAAGACACUUGUCAGUAAAAGGCACAUGACAGCCCGCUUGGAGUUUGCCAAAAGGUACCUACAAGAACUCAGACCAUGAGAAACAAGAUUCUCUGGUCUGAUGAAACCAAGAUUGAACUCUAUGGCCUGAAUGACAAGCGUCAUGUCUAAAGGAAAUCUGGCACCAUCCCUACGGUGAAGCAGGGUGGUGGCAGCAUCAUGGUGAGGGGAUGUUUUUCAGCGGCAGGGAGAGGAGACUAGUUAGGAUCAAGGGAAAGAUGAACAGUGCAAAUUGCGAAGAGAUCCUUGAUGAAAACCUGUUCCAGAACACUCAGAACCUCAGACUGGGGUGAAGGUUCACCUUUCAACAUGACAACAACACUAAGCACAUAUCCAAGCCCAGACUUGAACCUGAUCGAACAUCUCUGGAGAGACCUGAAAAUAGCUGUGCGGCGACGCACCCCAUCCAACCUGACAGAGUUUGAGAGGAUCUGCAGAAAAGAAUGGAAGAAACUCCCCAAAUACAGGUGUGCCAAGCUUGUAGCGUCAAACCCAAGAAGACUCGAGGCUGUAAUCACUGCCAAAGGUGCUUCAACAAAGUACUGAGUAAAGGGUCUGAAUACAUAUGUACAGUAAAUGUAAUAUUUCAAUUUUUUGCUUUAUCAUUAUGGGGUAUUUGUGUAGAUUGGAGGGGAAUUUUUCUUAAAUCAUUUUAGAAUAAGGCUGUAACGUCACUGUGGAAUUAGUCAAGGGGUCUGAACACUUUCCGAAUGCACUGAAUAUAAUAAUUUAAAUAGAAAAGAACGGAUUGAUGCGUCAAAUGUUGUUUUGUAUAUCAGUUCAUAAACAUGAUCCCAUGGCACUGAGACAUCAAAAAUCUAGAUCCUAAAUGGCCUGGCUCCCCCUCCACUCAAUAUUUUUGUUAAACAGAAAACCCAAACAAAUGGCAGCAGAUCCACAAGGUCUGCCAUGAGAGGUGACUGUAUAGUUCCCCUAAGGAAAAGCACCUUUUUAGUAAAUCCGCUUUCUCUGUGAGAGCUUCCCUUGUCAGGAAUACACUGCCAUCAGACACUCAUAACUGCACCACAUAUCACACAUGCAUGAAGACAUGGCUAAAGGUCAAUCAGAUUUGUGAACAUGGUCCCUAGCUGUGUAUUGCUGCUUUCCAUGUUGUCUGUUGUCUGUAGCUUGUGAGGUGUGGAAACACUUUGUUGCUUUUAUGAAUUUUGUCUUGCUGCUUUUUGUUCUAUGUUGCUCUGUCUGUAUGCUACGUCUUGCUUGUCCUAUGUUGCUCUGCGUGUGCUUACUGCUCAAUGAUUGUCUAUAUUGUAAUAGUUUUUAGCCGGCUGGCUAAAACCGGCACUUUUACAGAAACGUUGAUUAAUGUGAACUGUCCCUGUAAAAAUAAACUCAACUCAAUUCAAUGUUAUGAAGAGUGAUCAGAUAAAUUGCAAUUAAUUGCAAAGUCCCUCUUUGCCAUGCAAAUGAACUGAAUCCCCCAAAAACAUUUCCACUGCAUUUCAGCCCUGCCACAAAAGGACCAGCUGACGAGGACAAGGCUGGAGAUCACUCUGUCAUGCUGAUUGAGUUCGAACAACAGACUGGAAGCUUCAAAAGGAGAGUGGUGCUUGGAAUCAUUCUUCUUCCUCUGUCAACCAUGAUUACCUGCAAGGAAACACGUGCCGUCAUCAUUGCUUUGCACAAAAAGGGCUUCACAGGCAAGGACAUUGCUGCCAGUAAGAUUGCACCUAAAUCAGGAGAGCGGUUCAAUUGUUGUGAUGAAGGCUUCAAGGCACCCAAGAAAGUCCAGCAAUCACCAGCACCCUCUCCUAAAGUUGAUUCAGCUGCGGGAUCGGGGCACCACCAGUACAGAGCUUGCUCAGGAAUGGCAGCAGACAGGUGUGAGUGCAUCUGCACGCACAGUGAGGCAAAGACUUUUGGAGGAUGGCCUGGUGUCAAGAAGGGCAGCAAAGAAGCCACUUUUCUCCAGGAAAAACAUAAGGGACAGACGGAUAUUCUGCAAAAGGUACAGGGAUUGGACUGCUGAGGACUGGGGUAAAGUCAUUUUCUCUGAUGAAUCCCCUUUCCGAUUGUUUGAGGCACCCAGAAAAAAGCUUGUCCGGAGAAGACAAGGUGAGCGCUACCAUCAGUCCAGUGUCAUGCCAACAGUAAAGCAUCCUGAGACCAUUCAUGUGUGGGGUUGCAUCUCAGCGAAGGGAGCGGGCUCACUCACAAUUUUGCCUAAGAACACAGCCAUGAAUAAAGAAUGGUACCAACACAUCCUCCGAGAGCAACUUCUCCCAACCAUCCAGGAACAGUUUGGUGACGAACAAUGCCUUUUCCAGCAUGAUGGAGCACCUUGCCAUAAGCCAAAAGUGAUAACUAAGUGGCUCGGGGAACAAAACAUUGAUAUUUAGUGUCCAUGGUCAGGAAACUCCCCAGACCUUCAUCCCUUUGAGAACUUGUGGUCAAUCCUCAAGAAGCGGGUGGACAAACAAAAAUCCACAAAUUCUGACAAAAACUCCCAGCAUUGAUUAUGCAAGAAUGGGCUGCCAUCAGUCAGGAUGUGGGCCAGAAGUUAAUUGACAGCAUGCCAGGGCGGAUUGCAGAGGUCUUGAAAAUGAAGGGUCAACACUGCAAAUAUUGACUCUGCAUCAACUUCAUGUAAUUGUCAGUAAAAGCCUUUGACACUUAUGAAAUGCUUGUAAUUAUACUUCAGUAUUCCAUAGUAAUAUCUGACAAAAAAUAUCUAAAGACACUGAAGCAGCAAACUUUGUGGAAAUUAAUGUUUGUGUGAUUCUCAAAACUUUUGGCCACGACUGUACACAUACAUUAUCUUUAAGGUCCCUCAGUCAAGCAGUGAAUUUCAAACACAACCACAAAGAUCAGGGAGGUUUUCCAAUGCCUUGCGAAGAAGGGCACCUAUUGGUGGAUGGGUUUUAAAAAUACUGACAUUGAAUAUCCCUUUGAGCAUGGUGAAGUUAUUAAUUACACUUUGGAUAGUGUAUCAAUACACACAAUCACUAAAAAGAUACAGGUGUUCUUCCUUACUCAAUUGCCAGAGAGAAAGGAAACCGCUCAGGGAUUCACUAUGAGACCUAUGGUGACAUUAAAACAGUUAUAGAGUUUAACGGCUGUAAUAGGAGAAAACUGAAGAUGGAUCAAUAACAUUGUAGUUACUCCACAAUUACUAACCUAAUGAACAGAGUGAAAAGAAGGAAGCUUGUACAAAAUAAAAAAUAUUGCAAAACAUGCAUUCUGUUUGCAACAAGGCACUAAAGUAAUACUGAAAAAAUUGUGGUAAAGCAAUUCACUUUUUGUCCUGAAUACAACACGAAGUGUUAUGUUUGUGGCAAAUCCAAUACAACACAUUACUGAGUACUCCAUAUUUUCCAGCAUAUUGGUGGCUGCAUCAUGUUAUGGGUAUAUUUGUAAUAGUUAAGGAUUAAGGAGUUUUUCAGGAUAAAAAAAUAAACAGAAUAGAGCUAAGCACAGACAAAAUCUUAGAGGAAAACCUGGUUCAGUCUGCAUUCCACCAGACAGUGGGAGAUUAAUUCACCUUUCAGCAGGACAAUAACUUAAAACACAUGGCCAAAUCUACACUGGAGUUGCUUACCAAGAAGACAGUGAAUGUUCAUGAGUUGGCCGAGUUACUGUUUUGACUUAAAUCUACAGCAAGACCUGAAAUGACUGUCUAGCAAUGAUUAACAACCAAUUUGGCAGAGAUUGAAGAAUUGUUUGUAAUAAUAAUGGGCAAAUGUUGCACAAUAUAGGUGUGGAAAGCUCUUAGAGACUUACCCAGAAAGACACACAGCUGUAAUUGCUGUCAAAGGUGCUUCUACAAAGUGUUAACUCAAGGGUGUCAUAUAUAUUACUGUAUUUAAUUUUCAAGAAAUGUGCUAUUUCAAAAAAUAUGUAUUCACUUUGUCAUUAUGGGGUAUUGUGUGUGAUAAAAAAAAAAAAUAAGAUUCAGGCUGUAACACAACUAAAUGUGGAAUAAGUCAAGGAGUAUUACUACUCUCUGAAGGCACUGUAUGUAAAGUAAAAUAUCAGGGUAAUUUACCCGUAGAUGGACAGGUGUUUCCCCUCAACGGUUUCAAGAUCCUAUCUAUUUUACUACAUUUUCUAUCAAAGUUAAUAGUUGCAAGAUCGUUAGACGUUUCUAGGAUAUGUACACCAAGCAAAUCAUCUUCACCAUAUGCCCACUGGUGAAACUUCCAGGUCCUCAAUUAACCCCUUAAUGUUAUCGUUGGAUCUGAACCCUAACACUUCAAUGGCCAUAAUGAAUACGUAUGAUGAUAGAGGGCAACCUUCUUUUACACCUCUUGACAGUUCAACAUUUUCAGAGAAGUAACCAUUAUUUUAUAUAGUGUUGUUGUACAUGACUUUUACCCAUCUUAUGAGAUAUUCUCCGAAGUUGAUUAAAGUUUGGGGCUGUUUUUCAUGGUUUGGGCUAGGCACCUUAGUUCCAGUGAAGGGAAGUCUUAACGCUACAGCAUACAAUGACAUUCUAGACAUUUAUGUGCUUAAAACUUUGUGGCAACAGUUUGGGGAAGGCCCUUUCCUUUUUCAGCAUGACAAUGCCUCUGUGCAUAAAGCGAGGUCCAUACAGAAUUGGUUUGUCGAGGUCAGCCUCACUAAUGCUCUUGUGGCUGAAUGGAAGCAAAUCCCAGUAGCGUCUAGUGGAAAGCCUUCCCAGAAGAGCGUAGGCUGUUAUUAGCAGCAAAGAGGGGACCAACUCCAUAUUAAUGCCCGUGAUUUUGUACUGAGAUGUUUGACAAGCAGGUGUCCACAUACUUUUGGUCAUGUAGUGUGUAUUCCUUUUAAGAAUCCCGUCUGAUCGAGAUGAAUAAUGUCCGGUAGGACCUUUUUAAUUCUAUGAGCAAUACACUUUGCCAAUGCUUUGGCGUUGCAACAUUCAAUGGUGAUAGGCCUAAAAAUAUAUAUAUAUAUAUAUAUACUGGGUCUUUGUAUUGCUUCCUGGCUCCUGCUUCAGUAGGAAAGAGAUCAAUCUUCUUUUUGUGUGUCUGAUAGUAGUGGAUCUAUCAGUAGUUCAUUAAAAAUUUGAUAUAUCUAGGCCAUGUCACGCCUUGGUCUUAGUAUUUUGUGUUUUCUUUCUUUAUUUGGUCAAGCCAGGGUGUGACAUGGGUUAUUGUGGUGUGUUUUUUGUCUUGGGGUUUUGUGGGGUGGCUACGUAGUCUAUGGCUGCCUGAGGCGGUUCUCAAUCAGAGUCAGGUGAUUAUCGUUGUCUCUGAUUGGGAGCCAUAUUUAGGCAGCCAUAUUCUGUGAGUGUUUCGUGGGUGAUUGUUCCUGUCUUUGUGUUUGCACCAGAUAGGGCUGUUUCGGUUUUCAUUAUUUCAUUUCAUUAUUUUCGUAGUUUCUGUAUGUAUAGUUUUCCUUCAUUAAAAUCUAUAAUGAAUCAUCA